UUAUGUUGUUUGCUCUUCUGGGUGGGUUUGGUGAUGUUCUUUGUCAUUAAUGUCAUUUGUUUAAACCUCCUUGUUAAAUUCUUUUUGUUGAUGAUUUGAUAUAAUUUGAAUAUAAAACUUGGUGUGUGGGGUGCCCUCUAAUUUUCUCCUUUUUUUCCUUUUCCUGAAAAAGAUGUUCACCGUUAUUACUGCCAAAAGCUCUCACAUACCAUUACCUCAAUAAUCUUGUGUUCUGCAAUGCAUUGCGUUUUCUGUGAUUAACCCUUUCUUUGGUAACAAAUUUCAUUUACUUCUGACGUUUCCUCACGUUUUCGUACCCGUCAAAAUCCUCAGAUCAAAUUCUUGGAACUAAGAAAAAAAAUUAGGAAAAACCCUUUUUCUCCAUCUGGGGAUUGAGAAAAACCCUUAUUUUUUUUCUUCCCUUUUAGUGAUUUUCUCUUCUGGGUGUUGAAAAUUGUUGAAUUUUCCAUCUGGGUUCUGGAAAAAAACCAUUUAUUGUGCAGUGUUCGUGUGUUAAUGCGUGAAAGCUUGAAGCUUUUUCAUCUGGGUUUGGAAUUUUUACCUCUGAUGCCAAUUGGGGGCGUCCAAAAUGGCGAAUCUUGUCCCUGGCGUUCUCCUCAAGCUGCUACAGCAUAUGAACACGGAUGUCAAAGUCGCCGGCGAGCACAGGUCGUCUCUGUUGCAAGUGGUGAGCAUUGUUCCGGCGCUUGCAGGCGGUGAGCUUUUCCCAAACCAAGGUUUCUAUCUUAAGGUAUCAGAUUCCUCUCAUGCCACCUAUGUAUCUCUCCCUGAUGAACAUGAUGAUUUAAUUCUCAGUGAUAAGAUUCAACUGGGUCAGUUUAUUCAUGUCGACCGGCUUCAGGCUGCCACCCCGGUCCCCAUUCUCCAGGGGGUUAGGCCUGUGCCAGGGAGGCACUCUUGCGUAGGGAGCCCUGAAGACAUCGUUGCAACUCAUUCUCUUGGUUUUCUGAACAAUAAUUCGUCUUCGGGUUCGAAAACUUUAGAGAAAGUACAGUCUGAGUAUAAGGUAUUAGGAAAUAGUCAUGCCGGAGAAAGGGAUAAACAUGGACUAGUGAGGUCGAAUAGUAGUGCUAAGGCGGAUAAAUUGGAUAAGAAAAUAGGGUCUUUUGACAGAUCAAAGUCUCAGCCAUCAAAACCUGCAUUAACAAUAGAUAUGAAGAGGGAACCUUUGCCGAGAAUGAAGUCAUUGAAUUCACGGUCUAUCCCGUCAUCUCCAUCAAGUUGUUAUUCUUUGCCGACUUCUUUUGAGAAAUUUGCAAAUGGGAUCAAGCAUCAUGCAAAAGUUAAGGGAACACCAAAGGUGGGAGUGGUGGAAAGGGCAAGUUCUGUACAUGGGGCGAGUCCCGGGAGGAGAUCAGUGGUGGGAAACCCAAUAAAGAAUUUUGUUCAGGGGUUUGAGCUGGAGGCCAAGGCCCUGAGGAAGAGCUGGGAAGGAAAUAUGGAGGGGAAGUCUAAAGAGAUGUCUGCUCCUAGAAAAAGUAUCUCAACUGAAAGGUUGCCAUAUAAAGAGGACAAUAGGACCCAGAUAUCUGCAAAGUCAUUGAAAGAGGAGAGUAAAGUUCAAACGUCAACAAAGAAAUUUACAGCAAAUGGAACUUUGAGUGAUCUAGACAGGUCAAGUAAACUUAGAGUAUCUGUUGGAAAGAAAUCUUCAGAUGUAGCCAGUAAUGGAUUUCCUGGAAACUUGUUCAGGGUUUCCUUAAAUAACAGAAAAUUGACUGAUGGAGUUCCAUGGGCUUCGCUCCCAUUGUCAGUUGCAAAGCUUGGUAAGGAAGUUAUGAGGCACAGGGAUGCUGCACAAAUGGCAGCAAAAGAGGCGAUGCAGGAGGCUUCUGCUGCAGAGAACUUACUACGAUGUUUGAGCAUGUAUUCAGAGCUAAGUACCUCUGCCAAGGAAGACAACCCUCAGCCUGCAGUAGAGCAGUUUCUUGCCCUCCAUGCUAGUUUGAGUAAUGCUCGCGUAGUUGCUGAUUCUCUAUCCAAAAUCAUGCCAGCUGGUUCUUCCCCAGACCGUGAAGAAACCCCCCCAUCAGAAGUACUGAAGGUAGCUUCAGACAGACGUAAACAGGCAGCAUCUUGGGUACAAGCUGCAUUAGCCACCAAUCUGUCAUCUUUUGCUGUAUUUAAUAAAGAGUCCAGUUUAAUCUCUGUUCAAGCUUCAGCUUCCUCUCAAAACCAAAAGAUUGUCUCUGCAAAUCAACCCGUGUUAGUUCUAGAAAAUUCUACAAAGAAUGCUUCAACAAAAUCCCAAGGCAAACUUCGCCAGACGGUGGGUUCCAAGCUUGGGACACCAGGGACCCCUCGCCGACUAGGGGAUGGAUCAGUCAUCAAUCAAAAGCCGCAGGCACGACCUCUGCCUGAAUGGAAUAAAGGAAAUGGCCUGGACGAGGUUGUUGACUUGGCUGAAAAGUUGCGACUGCAGUCACAAGCUUGGUUUUUGGGAUUUGUGGAGAGGUUCCUAGAUGCUGACGUUGACAGUUCAGCUCUUUCAGAUAAUGGACAAAUAGCAGGAAUGCUAACUCAGCUCAAGAGUGUGAAUGAUUGGUUGGAUAACAUUGGUUCUAUUCAAGAAGGGGUUGAAACAACCGAUGUUUCAGCGGAGACCAUUGACAGCCUGAGGAAGAAGAUCUAUGAGUAUCUUCUCACACAUGUUGAAUCUGCUGCCGCUGCACUUGGCGGUGGAUCACAGUCAUCACCUCGAAUCCAAACACUAGAUACAAAACUUAGAAAGUGAGUCGUUUAAAGUGUAGUUUGGCUGUGCGGGUUUUGGUGUCUGGCGUUGCAUAAAUGCAGCACCAAAUGCCCUGAGAGCUGUGCCCUUUAACCACCAAGUGGUCCUAGGCGCUUAUUGUGUUAAUCUGUGUAUAUAACUUCACAUGGGGUUUGAGGUAUAGAUGGAAGGGUUGUUACUUUCGGAAAGGGAUCCUCCGGAUCCCUUCUCCCUAAUCCAUCAAAUCAGGGGAUUUGUGCCAUUGAAAUUUGAUCCCUGAUUUGGUGGAUUAGGAGAAAGGGAUCUGGAGAGGAUCCCCUUCCACUACUUUCAGGAGGGAAUUUGAUUUGAAGUGCGAUGUCAUUUUUUUCUUCUUCCAUCGUUUGAUGCAGUUGUCCCUGAAACUUUAUGAGAUUGAAAAAAUUGUAAAGAGGGAAAUUUUUUGUUUCUUACAGCAUCAAUGCCUGUUUCCAGAUUUUAUGAAGCAUUGAAAUUGUUUCUACACAUUGGGGAUUCUGUUUGGACUUCCAAAAUCAAUCGAUUGGCCUCUUUCUA
Messenger RNA from Malus domestica (apple), 3286 nucleotides. RefSeq lists its product as uncharacterized. The record is from RefSeq and is a predicted model, not a curated record. Lineage: Eukaryota; Viridiplantae; Streptophyta; Magnoliopsida; Rosales; Rosaceae.